Pipistrellus nathusii (Nathusius's pipistrelle) is the source of this 1581-nucleotide messenger RNA. The record is from the annotation of a GenBank genome assembly. NCBI's taxonomy places the organism in Eukaryota, Metazoa, Chordata, Mammalia, Chiroptera, Vespertilionidae.
AUGUCCCUGGCUGAGGCCAUCAGCCUCUGGAAUGAUGGGGUGCUGGCAGCCGACAAGAAGGACUGGAAGGGAGCCCUGGAUGCCUUCUCCGCAGUCCAGGACCCCCACUCCAGGAUCUGUUUCAACAUCGGCUGCAUGCACACAGUCCUGGGAAACUGGGCGGCGGCAGAGAAGGCCUUCUCCAGAACCAUUAACCGAGACAAACACCUGGCAGUGGCCUACUUCCAGCGAGGGAUGCUCUACCACCAGAUGGAGAAGUACGAUUCUGCGAUUAAAGACCUGAAGGAGGCCUUGGCUCAGCUCCGGGGCAACCAGCUGAUAGACUACAAGAUCCUGGGGCUGCAGUUCAAGCUGUUUGCCUGCGAGGUGUUAUACAACAUUGCUUUCAUGCAUGCCAAGAAGGAGGAAUGGAAAAAGGCCGAAGAACACUUAGCACUGGCGAUGAGCAUGAAGUCGGAGCCGAGACAUUCCAAAAUUGACAAAGCCAUGGAGUGUGUGUGGAAGCAGAAGCUGUACGAGCCGGUGGUGAUCCCCGUGGGCAGGCUCUUCCGACCCAAUGAGAGGCAAGUGGCCCAGCUGGUGAAGAAGGAUUACCUGGGCAAGGCUACGGUGGUGGCAUCUGUGGUGGAUCAAGACAGUUUCUCGGGAUUUGCCCCUCUGCAGCCGCAGGCAGCGGAGCCUCCCCCCAGACCCAAAACCCCCGAGAUCUUCAGGGCCCUGGAAGGGGAGGCUCACCGUGUGCUGUUCGGGUUUGAGCCCGAGACCUCGGAGGAGCUCCAGGUUCAGCCCGGGAACAUCGUCUUUGUCUUGAAGAAGGGCAACGACAACUGGGCUACGGUCAUAUUCAACGGGCAGAAGGGGCUUGUUCCCUGCAACUUCCUGGAACCCGUGGAGCUGCGGAUCCAUCCUCAGCAGCAGCCCCAGGAGGACGCUUCCCCAGAGUCUGACAUCCCAGCUCCGCCCAGUUCCAGUGCUCCAGGAAAACCCCAGCUGUCACAAGGUCAGAAAGAAAAAGAAGAGCCCAAGGACAUAAAGCUCAGUGUCCCCAUGCCCUACACACUCAAGGUGCACUACAAGUACACGGUGGUCAUGGAGACCCAGCCCGGAUUCCCCUACAGCCAGGUGCGGGACAUGGUGUCUAAGAAACUGGAGCUCCUGCCGGAACACACGAAGCUGAGCUAUCGGCCCAGGGACAGCCAUGAGCUAGUGCCCCUGUCCGAAGACAACAUGAAGGCUGCCUGGGGCCAAGUGAAAAACUACUGCCUGACUCUGUGGUGUGAGAACACAGUGGGUGACCAAGGCUUUCCAGAUGAACCCAAGGAAAGUGAGAAAUCGGAUGCUAAUAGCCAGACAUCAGAACCACAGCUGAAGGAAGGGAGCCAAGUGGUAGCAAUCUUCAGUUACGAGGCUACCCAACCAGAAGACCUGGAGUUUCUGGAAGGGGACGUAAUCCAGGUUCUGUCCAAGGUGAACGACGAGUGGCUGGAAGGGGAGUGCAAAGGGAAGUUUGGCAUUUUCCCCAAGGCUUUUGUUAAAGAACGUGCAGCCGCAGACCUGGACAGCACUCCCAGGGCAGUCUAG